Messenger RNA from Syngnathoides biaculeatus (alligator pipefish), 3389 nucleotides. It is a transcript of the gene slc44a4, whose product is annotated as solute carrier family 44 member 4. Bases 297 to 2480 code for a protein of 727 amino acids. The record is from RefSeq and is a predicted model, not a curated record. The transcript is spliced from 23 exons. Lineage: Eukaryota; Metazoa; Chordata; Actinopteri; Syngnathiformes; Syngnathidae. Gene Ontology annotation, molecular function: thiamine pyrophosphate transmembrane transporter activity. Gene Ontology annotation, cellular component: plasma membrane. Gene Ontology annotation, biological process: thiamine pyrophosphate transmembrane transport; choline transport.
UUUUGCGGCUUGAUUAACAACGAAGAUGUCAUAACCAGUUAGAAGGACUAUAGUAUUAACUAAAGAUUUAUUAGCAUAGAGCGCAAGCACCUGGCCACUUCCGGUGCACGUCCCUACAGAGCAGGUGCCUUCGUGUCGUCACUGCUUAGUAACAACUGCAAGGGAAAGAUUCUCUCAACUUGCUUCUUCAAAGGUUAUGUUGUACUUUUGACGUGGGACGUUUUUGGGUAACUCGGGGUGAAGCGAGCUGUUGGUGAGAAGCCGAGGAAGAGAGGAAGCAGGGGUCGAGGUCGAAAAUGGGCAAGAAAGUGGAGACAAAUCCAGACUCUCAGUACGGUGAGCCUGUACAGUAUGAUCCCACCUUUAAUGGCCCCAUAAGGAAGAGAGGGUGCACUGACAUAAUUUGCUGUGUGCUGUUUUUUGUGGUCAUCCUUGGUUACAUCGCAGUUGGGAUUUUAGCAUGGCUUUAUGGAGAUCCCCGGCAAGUUCUCUAUCCCAAGAACUCAACCGGAUGGUUCUGUGGCGUUGGACCGAAUAUAGACCGACCAGCAUUACUCUACUUUGACAUUGUCAAAUGUGCGACAGGUUUUAAUGUGAUGGCAACAGCUCUGAAUGGGUUACAGUGUCCAACCACACAGGUGUGUGUGAAAAAGUGCCCCACUGAGUUCUCUGCCGUAGGGCCGCUUGACUACCUUCCAAAUGUGAAGCCUGCAGAUGUUUUCAAUCUAAGCCUCUGUGCACCAUCCAUAGAUCCGUCAAAGAUUGACAUGACCGUUAAAGACAUUGUGGACAACGAACUGUGUCCUUUCUAUACAAUUCCCACAACCUCUGUCAUAGGAAGAUGUUUGCCUGAUCUCAGAGUACUUGAGAAUAUGCCAGAGGAUUUUUCCCACAUUUCUGGCUUGCCACCAUCUGUCAGCGAGACGAUCGACCUUCUGAAGAACGGCACUGGCACAUUGCCAGCUGCUUUGGACAUUUUGAACGGCUUCAAUGCCAGGGACAUAGGUGUCAGGAUCUUUGAAGAUUUUGCAUCAUCAUGGCCCUGGAUCCUUGUUGGUCUGGCAAUAUCAAUGGUGCUCAGUAUGUUGUUCCUUCUCCUGCUGAGAUUCAUUGCUCAGUUCGUGGUAUGGUUUCUUAUUGCCGCAGUACUCUGCACCGGGGCAUACGGGAUUUGGCACUGCUACUGGGAAUACGCUAACUACAAGAAUCUGUCUGCUUCCAUUACUGAUAUUGGAUUCACCACUAACUUCAGCUUUUACCUGAAAGUGCAAGAAACCUGGUUAGCCUUCUUAAUCAUCCUCUCUGUGGUGGAAGCAAUCCUGAUCUUGGUCCUCAUCUUUCUGCGAACUCGAAUUUUAAUCGCCAUCGCACUCAUCCAAGAGUCCAGCAAGGCCAUUGGUCAAAUGAUGAGCACCCUGUUUUAUCCUCUGCUCACAUUUGUUCUCCUCUUGGUUUGUGUGGCCUACUGGGGUUCGACUGCGUUGUAUUUGGCCACGUCGGGAGAGGCCAUCUACAAAGUGGUCGCUCUGAACUCCAGUAUGAAUGAUUGUCAGCUCAUCAAUGGCACUGUGGACUGUGACCCUCAGAUCUUCAAUGCGACUGAUUACCCAACCUGCCCAUCCGCUGCGUGCAUCUUUGUCAAAUACAACGACGAGGGGCUCUUCCAGAGGAACCUCUUCAACCUUCAGCUCUACAAUGUGUUGGCCUUUCUCUGGUGUGUCAACUUUGUCAUCGCGCUGGGCCAGUGCACGCUGGCCGGCACUUUUGCCGCCUACUAUUGGGCUUUUGUCAAACCAGAUGAUAUCCCCAUGUUCCCCCUGUACGAUGCCUUUGUGCGCACACUAAGGUACCAUGUUGGCUCAUUGGCAUUUGGGGCUUUGAUCUUGACCAUUGUGCAGGGAGUGCGGGUCCUCCUUGAGUACAUAGACCACAAAACCAGAUCGGCACAGAACCGUUGCACACGUUUUCUGCUAUGCUGCAUGAAGUGCUGCUUCUGGUGCCUCGAGAAGUUCUUUAAGUUCCUCAACAGAAACGCAUAUAUUAUGAUUGCAAUUUAUGGGAAAAACUUCUGUACCUCAGCCAGAAAUGCUUUCUUUCUGAUCAUGAGAAACAUUAUAAGAACUGUCAUUCUGGAUAAAGUGGCAGACCUGUUGCUGUUAUUUGGGAAGCUCCUUGUAGUAGGUGGAGUGGGGGUAUUAUCCUUCUACUUCUUCUCUGGCCGAAUUUCUCUGCCACACAGCACUGCACAGUCAGAGACCCUCAACUACUACUGGAUGCCAAUCAUUACGGUGGUUUUUGGAAGCUACCUCAUCGCUCACGGAUUCUUCAGUGUGUACAGCAUGUGUGUUGACACGCUUUUUCUCUGCUUCUUGGAGGACUUAGAGCGCAACAACGGCUCACAGGAGAAACCGUACUACAUGUCCAAAAACCUCAUGAAGAUCCUAAACAAAUCCAACAAAGUCCCUAAAAAGAGAAAGUGAUCUAAGCACAGCCUCUGCAGGAAUAAGUAUUCCAGACUGUUCUUUUCCCAUGUUUACCCCCUCCAAAAAUGCUGAUUUUGCACAUUUGAAUUAUUUUCAAAAGAUGAAUGCUCAUUACAGUAAUGUAUAUGAGAAAGGACUGAGCCUGUUAAUGUGAAUUUUCUUGAUUGACUGGAUCUUUUGUUCAUGAGUUGGCUCAUUUUUCUCUUAUCCCCUAUGAAUAUUUUAAUUGUUGCAAAUAUUACAUAGAGGAGCUCUAAACGUAAUUCCUUAGCAUGGGAUUUUUUGGGGGGAUAGUGUUUUGUGUAUAUGCCUGAUGAUCUGAUUUUUGUUCAUUUGUAAUUUAAAAAAAAGUCAAAUUUCUUCAAUGUCUUUCUUGUUUCUCAACAGUUAUCUGCAUUCACCAUAAACCCUUAAAAAAACCUCCAUGGCUAUGUUUGGAAUCAUACCAUUAUUUUAUACUCCCUAAUCACUAGAUUUGUAUUGUGGAAGUCAGUGAAAUGGCAUACUUUUGAGGACAGUAAUUUGUGUCAUUGCUGUUGAUGUUGUGUAUUUAAAAUUUGAAGAUAAAUACAUUUUUGUAUUUUAGGCUGCAUUGCUUUUCUACUGACCUCAAGUAUCAGUGCUGUAUUCUUAAAGCUACAUGGUGGAAUACAAUGAAGGCACUAUAACAGGAUAACCUAUUUUCACUCCACAGACACCACUAAAAUGGCAAACUCAUGAUAUCGGAAGUACACAAGAGUGGAUAAGGAAUAAAACCCAACACAGCUCAUGCAAUGAAAUGCGUAAGCUACAAGACUGAAUUUGUAAAAGCAGUCAUUGUUGGUUUGUUUACUACUUAGUGACCCAGAGAACAAUAAAACUUUACACCAUCAUCAUAUUAUUUAGGUGACGCAUUGAUUGUCAGAU